Molecule: messenger RNA, 1825 nt
Organism: Hyphopichia burtonii NRRL Y-1933
Lineage: Eukaryota; Fungi; Ascomycota; Pichiomycetes; Serinales; Debaryomycetaceae
Gene: OLE2
Product: Ole2p
Exons: 1
Coding region: 57-1673 (538 amino acids)
Biological process (GO): unsaturated fatty acid biosynthetic process
Cellular component (GO): endoplasmic reticulum membrane
Molecular function (GO): stearoyl-CoA 9-desaturase activity; iron ion binding
Source: RefSeq, a predicted model, not a curated record
ACGAGCAAGCUAGAGCAGCUAGUUGAGUGACAGCAGGAUAGUGUUACAUGGAAAAGAUGGCUGUUAACAGCGGAUUUGAGUCGGGGACCAAGAUCGUCUCACCCAAAGGUAUCAAGGUUCAGAAGAGGAAGGUUAGAGCCACUAAUAUAGCGAAUGAGACCGGUUCGUUAUCUAAUAACCCUAGCCAGCUCUUGAACCAUGCAUCGCAUUUGAAGAAUGCCCAUAUGAAUGAAAUCAAAAAGAGGAAACGUGAUUUUUUCAAGAGAAUCAAUUAUCAUCAUACCUUGACGGUUGCAAUUCUUCCAGUUCUUGCGUUUAUAUAUUUGAUUGAGUUCCAGGUCCCAUUGAUUCCAAUGAAUACCAAAACGUUUACGUUUGCGUGUAUCUAUUUCAAUUUCACCUUAUUAGCAUUCACCUCGGGAUAUCAUAAAUGUUUUGCUCAUAAUGCAUUUCGAACUAAGUAUAGAUUUUUACAUUUAUAUUUUCUUAUAUUUGGAUCAAGUCUUGGAUUGGGCUCGGUCAGACUGUGGGCCGCAUUGCAUAGAGCGCAUCAUCAAUACACUGAUGAUACUGAACGGGAUCCAUUUUCUAUUAAAAGAGGUUUAUUAUGGGCCCAUUGGGGGUGGUUAAUAAGAAAACCUAAGAUUGUUAGAUUUUAUGAAGAAUUCGUUGAGCAAGAGUUCCCCAAAACGAUUCAAGCUAGAAAUAUAGUUAAUGAAGUCAACAAUCCACAUGCAGAAGACAUUGAAUUCGAAGAGGCAGAAACGGUUAGAAGUGAAUACAAUAAUACAAUUCAAUAUUUAAUCUUAUUGCAGGAAAAAUAUUACCAUUUGUUUUUUUACUUGACAACAUUCAUCAUACCUAUAUUGGUAACGGUAUACUUCUGUCAAGAUACCUGGAUUAAUGGUUUAUUAUAUCCAGGGAUUUUAAGAAUGUUAUUAUGUCAACAAUGCCAGCUUAGUACUGAAUCUAUUUGUCAUUUCCGCAAAAUUCAAGUGACUAUUCCUUCACAGCCUUUUAAUGAUAAGAAUAGUUCUUUAAAUUGUAAUAAUCCUUUGAUUUCGUUAUUGACCUAUGGUCAAUCCCAGCAAAAUUAUCAUCACGAAUUUCCUCACGAUUAUCGUGAAUCAUCAUCUUAUUUUGCAUUCGAUCCAACAAAAUGGUUUUUAUGGACUUUAUCAAAAAUCGGUUGGAUAGAAGAACUUUGCCAAACUCCAGAGAACCUUGUCAUGCAGUUGAAAAUUCAACAACAACAAGAAAUUAUCAAUAGAUUGAAAAGUCAAUUAAAUUGGGGUACUCCGAUUUCAAAGUUACCCUUGAUUAAACCAAGUGAAUUCAAUCAAAUUAUCUCAUCCCCUCAGCAUGAUGAUAGAAUCUAUAUUGUCAUUCAGAAUAUUAUUCACGAUGUAACCCCCUUUGCUGAUCAACAUCCUGGUGGUAUCCCCCUUUUAAAAGCUUCAAGAGGUAAAGACGCUACUAAAGCUUUCUAUGGUGGGGUCUAUGGUCAUCUGACUGCUGCCGUUAAUUUACUAGCUACCAUGAGAAUUGGAGUCCUCGAUCAAGGUAACGACGAAGAAGUUUGGAGACGUGUUGUUCGUGAAGAAGGUGAAGUCAAUGAAAAUGAUUCAAGAAGGGAAAAUAAGCUGCUGUAUAGAACUGCAGAAGCUGCUUAAUCAUAUAAUGAAUCUUUACUAUUUAUUAAUUUAAUUCUUUUUAUUUUGUUUUUAUUUGCGUUUUAUUCUAAUUAUUUGUGGGAUCACUCGGUCAACCUAAUACACCCUUGGCUACUCUUAUAUACUAAUCUAAUAUAUGACUUAAUAACGAA